AUGAAGACGCUGAGUCUUCUUCUGGUGGUUGCACUGUCUAUAACCAGUAGUUUGGCUGUAGAUAGGAACAACUUUAAAACUUGCGAACAGUCGGGUUUUUGUAAACGGCUUCGGCCAUUCAAGUCUGAAAAAUCGCAGUAUGCCUUGAAUCUGGAUACAGUGAUGGUACAUGGGAAUGUACUAGGAGCUGAAGUGGUCACCCAGGAUAAUCAAGGAGAGAAAAAACACGUAUUGUGGCGUUACACACUUAAACUAUCAGCUCUCGUCGAUGGAACCUUCAGAGUCGAGUUAGAUGAAUCUGAACCUCUCUAUCCGAGGUAUCGAACACAGUUAGCCCUCGAUGGAGAACCAAAAGAAGAUAGUUUGAAACUGAUUUCCAAUGAGAAUGGCAAAUUGACAGUGGCAAACAGCCAAGGGCAUAAAGUUAUCAUAACAGCUGAUCCAUUGAAGUUUGAAUUCUACAACAAGAACGGUGACCUGGCCGUUGUAUUGAAUGAUAAUAAUCAGUUGAUUGUUGAACCGCUGAGAGUUAAGAGGGAGAAAAUUGGUGAUGAUGAUGAAGCUGCUGCCGUUGAGGAAGAUGAAAGUGCAUGGAGUGAAAACUUCAAAUCUCAUCAUGACAGCAAGCCAAGAGGCAAUGAAGCUGUGUCGCUAGACGUGGCCUUUCCUGAAGCGAACCAGGUUUAUGGUAUCCCACAACACACGGAUAACUUCUACCUCAAGACCACUACAUCGGGUGAACCAUAUCGCUUGUACAACUUGGACGUGUUUGAAUAUGAAUUAGACAGCCGCAUGGCUAUAUACGGCGCUGUACCCGUGUUAUACUCACACAGUAAGCGUCACAGUGCGGGUGUAUUCUGGCACAAUUCAGCUGAGACGUGGGUAGACGUGGUGAACUACGCUGAUGAGACGGUGGUGUCCUCUCUGGUGAACUUGGUCACCGGUGGCAGGAAGACUAGGGUGGACGCCAGGUUCAUGAGUGAGUCCGGUGUGAUAGACGUGUUCGUGUUGCUCGGAGACAAGCCCGCUGACGUGUUCAGGCAGUACACGAGGCUGACGGGGGCGGCGCCGCUACCACCGAAAUUCUCUCUAGCGUAUCAUCAAUCUAGAUGGAACUACGCCGAUGAAAACGAAGUUAGAUCUGUAGACGAAGGCUUCGACGCUAACGACAUACCCGCGGACGUAAUAUGGCUGGACAUUGAAUAUACUGAUAGGAAAAAAUAUUUCACCUGGGAUCCGGAGAAAUUUGCUCAUCCCACUGAAAUGGUGGCCAAUUUAACUGCCAAGGGUAGAAAACUGGUGGUUAUUAUAGAUCCUCAUAUUAAAAGGGAGGCUGGGUACUUCUUACACGAAGAUGCUACGGAACAAGGGUUGUAUGUGAAGAAUAAAGACGGAAAUGAUUAUGAAGGUUGGUGUUGGCCAGGAUCGUCUUCAUAUCUCGACUUUUUCAACCCCAAAGUCAUGGAUUACUACAUAAAGAGAUAUCAGUUUGAUAACUUCCCCGGGACCAGCAAGGAUGUGCAUAUAUGGAAUGAUAUGAAUGAACCUAGUGUAUUCAAUGGACCAGAAAUUACAAUGCCAAAGGACUGUCGUCACUACAAGCCCCCUCAAGACGGACAUGAGGGUAUCUCGUCUUACUGGGAACACAGACAUGUUCACAAUGAGUACGGCUUAUUCCACAUCAGCGGCACCCACCAGGGCAUGUUAGACAGGGAUGGCGGGAGAUACAGACCCUUCGUACUUACUCGGUCCACCUUCGCCGGCACACAGCGGUAUGCCGCAGUAUGGACCGGUGAUAAUUCAGCAGAAUGGGGUUUCCUAGAAGCGUCAGUAAGAAUGUGUGUUUCGCUAGCAGCGAGUGGCAUUAGUCAUUGUGGAUCAGACGUGGGAGGUUUCUUUAAAUACCCUGAGGAAGAACUCAUGACUAGGUGGUAUCAGGCGGGUGCAUAUCAACCAUUCUUCCGAGCUCACUCACACAUUGAGACGAAGAGACGCGAGCCCUGGCUGUACCCGGCAGCCACUAUGGGCAGGAUAAGAGAUGCUAUUAGAAGGAGAUACGCCUUGAUGGACUUUUGGUACACAUUAUUCUACGAGCAUUCAAUAGACGGUCUACCAGUGAUGAGACCAUUGUUCCAGGAAUUCCCCCAGGAAGAAGAAACAUUCACGAUAGAUGACACAUAUCUGUUGGGCGAUCGUUUGUUAGUACGACCGGUAUUGUCAGAGGGCGCCACUAGUGUUAAAGUUUACUUCCCCGGAAAAGAUUCCAAAACACUCUGGUAUGAUACAGAUUCAUAUCAAGCAUAUCCCGGAAACGGAUAUACUACUAUAGAUGUAAACAUAGCCAAGACUCCGGUGUAUCAGCGAGGUGGUACAGUGAUUCCUCGCAAGGAGAGAGUGAGGCGAGCAUCUACACUCAUGGCUGAUGAUCCUUAUACUAUAGUGGUUGCUUUGGAUGAACAGAACAAGGCGAGCGGCACGCUGUACAUAGACGACGGUGAGACGUUCGACUACAAGAACAACAAGUACAUAUACGGACGAAUUACCUACACGCCCGACAACAUGACGUACAAAUUUAUAGACAAGAACGCGCAUUACCCAACACGUUCGUGGGUAGAGCGUAUAGUGAUAGCGGGUAUUAAAAAUCCACCGAAAUCAGCGAAACUCGUACAAGAGGGUAAAGUUACCCCGCUGCAAAUGACCCUACAUCGGGGUAACGACGUACUUGUUGUAAGAAAACCCGCCGCAGCUAUGGCUAAAGAGUGGGAAAUACACUUCACUUAUUAA
Messenger RNA from Danaus chrysippus (African queen), 2784 nucleotides. The record is from the annotation of a GenBank genome assembly. NCBI's taxonomy places the organism in Eukaryota, Metazoa, Arthropoda, Insecta, Lepidoptera, Nymphalidae.